CCCUUAAAAAAAUGCAAAAUAUGUGUAGCUAUCUUAAAAAUUGUAAAUAAAUCGUAAAUAAAUAAAGGUCUGUAAACCGCGAGGCCAGAUUUUACGUAAAACUCUUUAUUUUUACAAACCAGUAAGCCUAAAAUUACAUGCCGUUCUUGAGCCUCAUCAAUUACUAAAACAUUUUUAGUGUCACAAAAAAUAGAAUGUGAAAGUUUAUUUGUUAGUUUCCUAUCAACAGAAAACUAAAUAAAAACAUGUUAGAAAAUGAUCAUUAUUAAUUGGAAUCACGUCCAUUAAGUCUAAGAAAACCGUAUAACAAAAAACACAAUUCACAAUGUUACUGUUAAUAGAAUAACAAAAAAUGAAUGUAAAAAACGAUUCUAAGUCUUUGAAUGAACUUUGCGUGGUGUGCCUCUGUGUGGGGCGGUCUCUCCGAGUUAUCACCGAAGACAAGAUCCUGAAAUACUACUUGGACGCUUUGCAAGAGAUACCUUUAAAUAGGGUAUCAUCAGUUCUGCUAGUGUGCUGGGAGUGUGAGGUGCUGCUGAAGAGGGCUGUACAGUUCAGACAGCAGGUCCAGGAUUCCCACAGGAUACUGCAAACCUACACUAAAGAGAAUUUAAACGAAUAUUUGCUGACCGAAGUAUCAAGGCCGCCGCGUUUGAAGAUCACCAAGAACGAGAUCAUCGCGAUAUCGCCGCACGUGGAUUGUUCUAGAAGACCAAAUGUUCGGGUAGAUUUUAAGGAUGAAGUCAAAAACGAAGUGAUCCAAAAUUUCAUCGGUUAUGUUGAACGCGAACAAGAAGAUGCCUUGGUAAACGUCAGGAGUGUGUCGAAGAGGAAAUCCAAACAAUGGACUCGAAAGAAAUUGAAGAGAAACAGAGAGAAAUUCUCCGAGUGCUUCCUUAAUGAAGUGUCAUAUGCAACCAGCGGCACUCGCAAUCGGAAGGACCUGCAGAGCGUGCUUGUAAAAGAUGAAGUUAAAAAUGAAAAAUCUGGCAGCGGUGAGUAUAGCGAUGUUAGGUUUGCGCCAACUAACCUAAGCAUUCUACUGGAUGGAGACAGCAACGCAUCUCUUGAGGUGAUAGAUUUAGCGAAGCUCUGCCCUUGCUGGGGCCAGUGUUAGCAAACUCUCUCAGGUUGAGCUCGUGAUGUAACAUAUCAGCCAUAUCGUAGCUUGAAUGGUCCCUUAGGUUAUCAACGAUUAAGUAGAGAAAAUAAAUAAAAAAGCUGUCUCCCUCUGUUACGUGACGCACGUUGAGACUGAGAUGGAAAAGAAAGGGAGAAGACAUUGAAGUUCGAUUAAUGCGGAAGUCACGUAGCCAACGUCGUCUCACGAUCAUUCCGAAAAACUCAGUCAGAGCGUUACGGUGUGAGUGAGAGAAAACGAUAAGAAAGAGAGAGGGAGAGUGAGAGAGAGAUGACGAAAAGAGAUGCAAAGCAAGAUGGCGAGGACGACUAAACAAGCGAUAUGUAAAAAAGAUGUCAGUUAAUUCUUAAUUAUACUAUAUCGACGGUCGUCUCCCUCAUUGUUACAUAUAGGUUAUAGCUUAUAGAU
This is a messenger RNA of Bombyx mori (domestic silkworm), 1549 nucleotides long. RefSeq lists its product as uncharacterized. The record is from RefSeq and is a predicted model, not a curated record. Lineage: Eukaryota; Metazoa; Arthropoda; Insecta; Lepidoptera; Bombycidae. Gene Ontology annotation, molecular function: zinc ion binding. Gene Ontology annotation, cellular component: nucleus. The coding region runs from base 353 to 1117 and encodes 254 amino acids. The transcript is spliced from 5 exons.